AUGUCAAAAUUUAAUUCUAAUUCAGAUUUGGAAAUUACAGAGGUCCAUAAAAUUAAUAAUAUACCUUCAAAAAAUGUAAAUACUUCAGACUCCAACAUAUGUUCAGAAUCAUCACUAGAGCAAAAAACAGAAACCCAUAACAUUAACUCCAACUUUAAAAAUAAUAAACGACAGAUGACCUUUAAUGAUUUCAAAUUAGUAAAAAUAGUUGCAAAAAAUAAGAAUAACAAAAAUUGUGAUACCAUUGAUAAAGACAACAAUUUACUUCGAAAAACGAACAGUGCAGCUAUUUCUAUAUUAAAGAAAAAAGCUGAUGACGCUCUUAGAAGGAAGAAUAGUGAUAAAGAUAAUAUCAAAAGGUUAGAUGAUGAUAAUAACAAAAAAUUACAUCCUAACAGUGAACCAGACAUAGACCAACAACCUAAACAAAAAAAAGCUAAAUAUAUCAAAGCUAAUAAUAAUAAUAAUAAUAUUGCUGAUAGUAAAAUCUACGAUACUAUUAAAAAAUCUGGCACUGAAUUAAAGAUCACAGUGACAUUAAAUGGCGAAGACGCUAAAAAAUCAGACGUAGAUUCUGAUAAUAAACAAAUUUCCAAACAUAUUGGGACAUCUUCGGUGACCACAAAACUAAGCAGAACUGAAAAGACAAAUAAAUCAAAUAAUGCUAGUAGAAUUAAUAAAAAUACGCAACUACCAAGAGACUCUACAAAAAAUAAAUCACAUUCCAACUCCGAUUUAUUAAUACCCACCGAAAACAAUAAUAAUGAAGGUAAAUCAAAAAAAUAUAAACCAAGAUUGCAAAAUCAGAUGAGUUUACUAAGUCUUAAAUCAACUUCAACACAGAUCAAUGAAAAAGAUCUAUUUACUAAAAAUUGGUGUUCAGCUAUUCCAUUAUCAAAUUGUCACUAUAAUACACCAAAUGAGUAUACCUGGAAGACAAAUUUUGAAGAACUUUGGAAACAAGAAUGCUUUAUUUUUUUUAAGCCAAUACCAUAUGCAGGUAAAAUUAUCAAAAUAAUGUCAUUUAUAAACAAAUUCCGAAAUUAUUUAAACAGUAAAGAAUUACUUACACUAUCAUUUCAAGAUUUCGAAAAUGGUUUAAACAUUAAUGAAAACACUACAGAAAUAUCUGAAAUUAAGCAAUGUCAAGAUAAAAUGAAUUAUUUAUUUUACACAUUGUUGAGACUGUUAUUUGAUAAUGCCAUUGAACCUACAACUUUAAAUCAUUUCUUGACAUUGCGUAAUCCUUUUAGAAGAUACAUUGCAACGUUGCGUAAAAAAUGUUUUGAAUGGGGAAUUGUAAAAGAAUGGAGGUAUAUUGACAGUGGUGGUUUUUUUACACCUGGAUUAGAUAAACUUGGCUUAUUAGCAUUAAAUCCAACAGAUAGACUGGUUAUUUUGGACAGUUUAAUAGUAUACCUUUUGGUCCAAUGUUCACUCAUUCAUAAUACAAUUCAGGAUUGGAAUCAUACUAAGAAAGAUUUAGGUAUUAAAGAUGAUAGUUAUUAUGCAACACGAUAUUUGCUUGAAGGACUACCUCAAUCACUAAAAACAUUUGAAUCAUUAUGUGACCAAGUCCAAUUCCAUUUAGAAAGAAAAAGAGUAAAUAUGAUUAAAAAAAAAAGACCGAUGAAAAAAGAAUUCAAAGAUCAAUGUAAAGUUUUAAAAGAAUGUAAGGAUCUACUGAAUAACCUAGAUACACAUGAGGGUAGAAGUAAAGCUAUUAUUUCUUUGUAUGACAAAUGGUUAUUGCUAUUCAAAGGAUUAAUAUUAGACAAUCCAUUAAACAACCCAUAUGACAAUAAUUUAUAUUCAUUAAGACUGCUAGAUUUUUUAAUUGGUAGUAUACCAGGUGUUGGUGAAUUAUAUUUACCACAAUUGCAUAUAUCACAUUCAUCUAAUGAUUUCAAUAUUUUUAAAGAUGCUAUCAACUUAUUGAAACUCUUUGAAAAAUUUAAUUCUAAAAAACUUGAGAAAUUAACUUUAUUCAAGGAAUUUUAUAGCACAGUAAGCAGUCAAUUUAAAAUUCUAUUCUAUGAUAAGAAAGGAAUAAUAUCUGAACUUUUAUCCAAUCCCUAUGAAAACAAUAAUUUUGAAAACACCUACUGGUAUGAAAUAUCUAAUGACACUACAUCUUUACAAAUCUUCAUUGAUAAAUUAGAUGAAUUUAUUGAUAAAUAUGGAACAGAUUGUAAUCUCGUAUAUAACCAAACUAAUUCAGAUUUUUUUCAGAUGAAAGGGCACAUUAUGAAAUUAAAAGACUAUUUAUCUAAUAUCAUUAAUAUUCUAAAAGAAAUUGAAGAUUCAAGAAAGUUAUGCAAGACAAUAGAGCCUGGAAAGAGAAAGUUAAGAAGUAGUACCAGAGGAGCACAUAUAUCAGUUAAAAAAAGGCAAAAUGAGAUAUAUGAAGCUGAUGAAUAUGAUAUCGAAAAAAUACAGAAAACAAAAGAAGAAGAGGCAGAACUGAUUGAUAGUGAUUACUACCAACAAAAUGAGUUAGUGAGUGAAUAUGGAGAGGAAGAAAAAGAAGAUGUUAGAAGAUGUAAGAAUAACAGUAAAAGGUGCCAAACAAAAAUAUAA
Molecule: messenger RNA, 2580 nt
Organism: Arxiozyma heterogenica
Lineage: Eukaryota; Fungi; Ascomycota; Saccharomycetes; Saccharomycetales; Saccharomycetaceae
Gene: ESC8
Product: Esc8p
Exons: 1
Coding region: 1-2580 (859 amino acids)
Source: RefSeq, a predicted model, not a curated record